Messenger RNA from Talaromyces atroroseus, 1836 nucleotides. Its product is annotated as Leukotriene A-4 hydrolase-like protein. Bases 1 to 1836 code for a protein of 611 amino acids. Lineage: Eukaryota; Fungi; Ascomycota; Eurotiomycetes; Eurotiales; Trichocomaceae. Gene Ontology annotation, cellular component: cytosol. The record is from RefSeq and is a predicted model, not a curated record. Gene Ontology annotation, biological process: proteolysis. The transcript is spliced from 10 exons. Gene Ontology annotation, molecular function: epoxide hydrolase activity; aminopeptidase activity; zinc ion binding.
AUGGCAGCAGCAACGCCCAUCCUCCGCCCUCGCGACCCCAACACGCUGAGCAACUACACCGCGUGGCGCUCUCGCCAUGUCACCGCGAACUUGGAGAUUGACUUCGCCAACAAGCGCCUUGCUGGCAAUGUGGUUCACCAAUUGGUCUCCAAGACCAAGGCUGAGACCAGGGAAAUCAUCCUCGAUACCAGCUUCCUCGAUAUCCUCGGUGUCAAGGUGAAUGGCAAGACUGCGCCGUGGGAACUCCUGCCGCGUUUCGAGCCGUUCGGAAGUGCAUUGAAGAUCCAGCUUGAGAAUGGCGUUGACGAGCAAGUGGCUGUAGAUGUUGAUAUUUCACUUCGCACCACAGAAAAGUGCACUGCGCUUCAGUGGUUGACAGAAGCUCAAACAUCGAACAAGAAACACCCGUAUAUGUUCUCGCAAUGCCAGGCUAUCCAUGCCCGUUCAAUCUUCCCGUGCCAGGAUACACCAGAUGUCAAGACUACCGUUGACUUUAACAUCAAAUCUCCGCUUCCAGUAGUCGCCAGUGGAUUGCCCGUCCGCGAUUCUGCGUUUGGGAGCAACAAUACCUACAAAUUUCAGCAAAAAGUCCCAAUCCCCAGCUAUCUGUUCGCUAUCGCAAGCGGCGAUUUGACCGAAGCAGCUGUUGGCCCAAGAAGCGUGGUUGUCACCAGCCCCGAUAAGAUCGAGGAGUGCAAAUGGGAGCUCGAAGCCGAUACUGAGAAAUUCAUGGAAGCAAUCGAAAAAGUAGUUUACCCAUACGCAUGGGGCGAGUAUAAUGUGCUCAUUCUUCCACCGAGCUUUCCAUACGGAGGAAUGGAGAAUCCUAUCUAUACCUUUGCGACUCCGAGUUUGAUAUCAAAAGACCGAGAAAAUGUAGACGUCAUUGCGCAUGAGUUGGCUCACAGCUGGAGCGGCAAUUUGGUCACAAAUGCGUCUUGGGAGCACUUCUGGCUGAACGAAGGCUGGACUACCUACUUGGAGCGAAGAAUUAUUGCAGCAGUACACGGAGAACCAUACAGACAUUUCUCAGCCAUUAUUGGCUGGGACGGUCUCAAAGAAGCAGUUGAAGAGUUCGGCGAAGAUCACGAAUUCACCAGACUGGUAGUCGACUUGAAAGGAAAAGACCCAGAUGACUGCUUCUCAAAGAUCCCUUACGAAAAGGGAUUCACCUUUCUGUUCUACCUUGAGAACCUGGUGACCAAAGAAGCCUUUGACCGCUUCAUUCCACACUACUUCUCCUUAUUCAAGGAGAAAUCCCUCGACUCCUACGAGUUCAAAGCAGCAAUCCUCGACUUCUUCUCCACCGACGCCGUUGCCUCCAAGCGCCUGAGUGAAGUUGACUGGGAAUCAUGGUUCUACUCACCAGGUCUCCCACCGAAACCCACAUUCGACACCUCGCUCGUCGACAUCGUGUACGAACUAGCCGACAAGUGGAAGGAGUCAGCAUCUGAAUUCACGCCCACGAAAGAGGACGUCAAGGGCCUAACAGCAAACCAAUUCAUCGUCUUCCUCGAGCGAGUCACGUCCUUCGAGGACUCGUCUUUGACCCCAGAAUCAUUCCGACUGAUGGGCCAGGUGUACGGCUUCGCUGAGAGUGCCAAUAUCGAAGUUACGAAUCUGUACUUCAGACUUGGACUGAAAAUCGGCGAUAGGACGGCUAUUGAGCCGACUGUUAAGCUUCUAGGAGAAAUUGGUAGAAUGAAGUUUGUUCGUCCAUUAUUCCGCGCUCUCAAAAAUAUUGACCGUCAGGUUGCGGUGGAAACUUUUGAGAAACACAAGGGUUUCUACCAUCCUAUCUGUCGUGGACUGGUAGAGAAGGAUCUCGCUAAAUAA